CCCCCCAGGAUCCCCCGUGCACCCUUUUGGGUUCACAGAGCCCCUCGAUCCUACCCAGCCCCUGCUCAGGGCCGGUGCCUUGGGACGGGAUCCCCAGCCCCGGUGACAGCCCUGGGGGCUUGCACAGGUCCGAGGGGUGGGUGACCACCCAAAGGCGGGCUGGGCUGCCCCUCACUCCCAAAYCCUCGCUCACUCGUGCCCCCCAUGCCCUCCGCAGGCAUCUCCGAGGACUCCAAGGUGGAGGCUCCCGCCUUCACGGACGCCAUCCGCAUGUACCGGCAGUCCAAGGAGCAGUACGGCACCUGGGACAUGCUGUGCGGCAACGAGAGCCAGAUCCUGAGCAACCUGGUGAUGGAGGAGCUGCUCCCCGAGCUGCGGAACACCAUCGGGCCGCGGCUGAAGGGCAAAGCCCCGGAGCGCCAGCGCACCUGGAUCCAGGUGUGGGGCUGGGGCUGACCGGGGUGGGGGUCCCCCCGUCCUCCAGACCCCACCCGGGUGGGCUCCCUUCCCCGCCGGGCUCUGCUGUGCUUUCUCCCGGCCCAUUCCGAGGGAUCCGCCCGUUCUCCGCUCCUUUCUAAAGCUCCUCCUGUGCCCUGCCCGGCCCCGCCGUGUCCCCGGGGSYGGCCAAGCCAAGCGGAGGAAGCCCAGCCCCGGAGCCGAGCCCGUCCUGGCUAAAUUUAGCGAGCCAUUUUUAGCGCAGCCCAGGCUAAAUCCAGCCCAGACCCUUGCGAAAGA
This is a messenger RNA of Malurus melanocephalus (red-backed fairy wren), 735 nucleotides long. RefSeq names its product protein Niban 2-like. Lineage: Eukaryota; Metazoa; Chordata; Aves; Passeriformes; Maluridae. The transcript has 2 exons. Bases 205 to 456 code for a protein of 83 amino acids. The record is from RefSeq and is a predicted model, not a curated record.